This is a messenger RNA of Tetranychus urticae (two-spotted spider mite), 1057 nucleotides long. It is a transcript of the gene mRpL47, whose product is annotated as mitochondrial ribosomal protein L47. The record is from RefSeq and is a predicted model, not a curated record. Gene Ontology annotation, biological process: mitochondrial translation. NCBI's taxonomy places the organism in Eukaryota, Metazoa, Arthropoda, Arachnida, Trombidiformes, Tetranychidae. Gene Ontology annotation, cellular component: mitochondrial ribosome; mitochondrial large ribosomal subunit. Gene Ontology annotation, molecular function: structural constituent of ribosome.
UAUUUUCUGUUUAGAUAUUGGUAUCUUGAAACAUCAUGGAGUGAAAUGAAUUAAAGUAAACAAUUUACUAUCAUUCUCAUGCUGUUUUAAUCAUAUCACAUCAUAUGCUGCCAAAUUUGAUUAAUUGUUCGUAAACUUCUGCCAGUUAUGAAUUCGUUAGUUCGCCAAUUCCUAAAUUUAAGGACCAUCAAUUGUCUGCAAGUGGUUCAUAAAAGAGCUUACUCUGUUACUCACGAGGAAAAACCUCUAGCAACAACAUCAACAACUCCAGUCUCUGAACCAGCAACUCGCACGUCUGAACCAGAUACAACUGGACUAUAUGAAUUUUUUGAUUCACCUGACAACUGGGGGGAACAAAUUGUAAGAGUUGGUCGGGCAUGGCGUGUUGAAGAGUUACGAGUAAAAAGUAAUAGUGAUCUACAUAAACUUUGGUUCGUUUUGUACAAGGAGAAAAACAUGCUUUUGACUAUGCAAGAAGCCCACAAAUCUGAAUGUCGUGCUUUUCCGAAUGAAGAGAGAAUAGAUAAAGUAGAAGAGUCAAUGGAAAACUUGGAGAAAAUAGUUCGCGAAAGAAAUGCAGCUUAUUUUAAAUUAGAGGUUUCAGAGGAUGCAACAGCUGAGCGAUCUAUGGCCUUUAGAAUGGAUCAAUUCGGUCGAUGGCGAUGGCAACCAAUUUAUGAACAUUUCUUGCCAUACAAAGUUAGCAAAAACUGGAGGACUGUUUUUGGACCUGGACAUGGAAAAGAUGUUAAUGAAUUUAUACGUGCUUGGAAAGAAAGAAGAAGAAAUGCAGAAUAUUCUAAACUAAAAAGACAACAUUAUACUGUGAGAAAUCUCCUGAGAAGGUUUCCGAGUAUCGAUCUUGAUUAUCUUCAGAGAAAAUAUCCUCAAGUUCCAGUUCAACAUUAUAAAGAUAACCUCAACUUUGAGCCUGAAUAUAAAAAUCUAGUUAGUAGAGGAGCUUAUGAAGAGCUACAUUAAACGGCAAAAAAAAUUUGUAAUUAGUGAUUUUCGUGAAAUUAAAUAAAUUUAAUCCCAGUCAAAGUUCUGCUCUUCA